Messenger RNA from Amaranthus tricolor (Joseph's coat), 3006 nucleotides. RefSeq names its product receptor-like protein 7. Gene Ontology annotation, molecular function: protein binding. The coding region runs from base 1 to 3006 and encodes 1001 amino acids. Lineage: Eukaryota; Viridiplantae; Streptophyta; Magnoliopsida; Caryophyllales; Amaranthaceae. The transcript has a single exon. The record is from RefSeq and is a predicted model, not a curated record.
AUGGGGUUACUGUCAUUUCUGUGCUUGCUUAUUUCAAUUAUAGCAUUAUUCAUACGCUGUAAUUCAGUGUCUUACUUGCAGCCCUCAUGCGCUGAUCAUGAGCGACUGUCGUUAUAUAAGUUCAUACAGAGUUUCCGCGUUGAUUGUAACUAUAAGUUUUCUCCUUUUGCGCGUCCUAAGGUAAGAUCAUGGAGCCUUGUCGACAAAGGGGACGGCUGUUGUUCAUGGGAUGGAGUAAAGUGCGAUGAAGAAACAGGUCAUGUGAUAGGGCUUGACCUCAGUAGCAGUUGCCUUCAUGGCACAUUCCCUCCAAAGAGUUCCCUCUUUGAGCUUACUUAUCUUAUAGACCUUAAUCUUGCUGAUAAUCAUUUCAACUAUUCUCAAAUCCCUUCUAAAAUUGACAAGUUUCACAACUUAAGAAGACUUAACCUUUCUAAUUCAGCAUUUAGUGGGCAAAUACCAUUAGGUAUCUCAAAAUUGUCUCAGCUCACUGUCUUAGAUCUUUCGAACAAUGAUGAUUUUUCGGUUUAUAGUGAUUUUAAUUUGAGACUCGAUGAUCCCACCUUCGACAUGUUAGUUCGGAACCUAACUAGUUUACAAAUACUUAACCUGCAACAAGUUGAUAUAUCCUCCCCAUUUCCGACCAUCCUCACAAACCUCACCUCUUUGAAAGUGUUGUCGUUAGAACUAUGUGAUGUGUAUGGUGAGCUUCCACCAGAGAUCUUUCGGUUACCUCAGCUUGAAAUCCUAAAUUUGCGAGGCAACACCGACCUCACUGGAUCUCUUCCUCAUUCCCAAUGGAGUAGUUCUCUCAAACAACUUCACCUUUGUUUCACAGCACUUUCAGGAGAGUUUCCGCCUUCAAUUGGGAAACUACCUCAACUAGAAAUACUCGAAGCAGCACGUUGUCAAUUCUCAGGACUGCUUCCGUCUUCUCUUGGGAACCUAACAAUGCUCACUAUGUUCAAUCUUAUCGACAAUAAUUUCCAAAGUGACAUCUCUUUCUCCAUCACAAAUCUAACAAACCUUCACUUCUUAGUUCUACCAUCUCUCAAUGUAAGGCCUGGUGAACUAUUGUCACAGUUGCAUAAGUUGCAUAAACUGACCGGCCUAGGCCUUUCCGGACUGAAACUAGACUCUGAGAUCGCGUCGUUACUAGUAAAUUUUACGAAAAUCCAACUUCUUGAUCUAGGAAAUACUAACUUAAAGGGUCCAUUUCCAAAAUGGUUGGCUAAUCUGACUCAGUUAACUGACUUAUAUCUGAAUGAUAAUGAACUAGAGGGUCCAAUACCACAGUGGGUAUCCCACCUCACUAAUCUUAAUUUACUACACUUAUCCAAAACCAACUUGCUUGUUGAAUUUGACACAUUUUUUAGCCUAAAAAAUCUUGUUGAUCUGGAUUUAUCUGGUACCAAGGUAUCUUUUCCUCCUAAUUCCGAGACAAAUUCCUCUCUUCUAAAACUCGAGAACUUGCAACUUUCUCGAUGCAACUUGAUCGAAUUUCCACAAGUUCUGCGUUAUCAAAAUCGAUUGCAAUACUUGUCACUUGACGAUAACAACAUAUGGGGUAGAAUACCGCAAUGGUUCGUGGACAUAACUAAAGAUAGCCUCUCAAUAAUCACUCUUUCUGGAAACAAUUUGAUAGGUUUUGAACAACCUACAAUAGUUCUUCCAUGGAACAAUUUGAAAGUAGUUGAUCUAAGCUUUAAUAAGUUGAAAGGUCAGCUCCCUAUUCCGCCAGUAUCUACAAAGCACUAUUCCGUGUCAUCAAACUUGUUCAGCGGAGAUAUUCCCAACCAAAUUUGCAAUGCAAGAUUUCUACGCUCACUCGACUUAUCAAAAAACAAAAUGAGUGGGAAAAUACCAUAUUGCAUCAUAAGCCAGCUUGGUGACCAUCUGCAAGUGUUAGACUUACGAAGCAACAAUAUCCAUGGAGCCAUCCCGCAAGCAUUUUCUUCGUCCUGCAGAUUGAAGAUGAUUAAUUUGAGCCAAAACCAACUACAAGGUGAGCUCCCAAGAUCACUGGUUAACUGUUCAAUGCUCGAGGUGCUUGACAUAGGGAGAAAUCAUGUCAAUGAUACUUUCCCAUCAUGGUUAGGGAGACUUCCAAAGUUGCAAGUUCUUGUUCUGGGCCAUAACAGCUUUCAUGGAAGUGUUGUAGACCCAGAAUCUGAUCUUGAUUUUCGCUUCUUGCGUAUUCUUGACCUGUCCCACAAUCUUCUCACCGGUGAUCUACCAUCUAGGUAUCUUCAAAAUUUUCAUGAAAUGUGUGUCUCAAAGGAAGAUCAAUCUACUUACUCAUAUACCAAGAUAACUUUUUUCUCAAAGGUGGGUCCUAAGAUAUUUGAGAAUGAAAAAAUACUCGAAUACUCCAUUACUUUAACAAACAAAGGCAAUGAAAGACUUUAUGUAAAGAUUUUAAAAUUGUUCAAAGUCAUGGACUUGUCUAGUAAUAACUUCACAGGCAGGAUUCCUAACAUAAUUGGGAAUCUACAAGGGCUACAAGCACUCAACUUAUCCAACAACAAUCUCAAUGGAAGGAUCCCAUCCUCACUAGCCAAUAUAACUGACCUUGAAUCAUUGGAUCUUUCCAUGAACAUUCUCUCGGAAGAAAUUCCUCCUGGACUGUUACAACUAACAUUUCUCGAGGUUUUCAAUGUUUCGUACAAUCAACUUGAAGGUCCAAUACCAGAAGCAAACCAAUUCAGUACAUUUGAUGCUAACUCUUAUGUGGGGAACUUAGGAUUAUGUGGAAGUCUUAUAUCCAAGAAGUGUAGCAAUAUAGGUAAUGCACCACUGCAAAAAGACACAAUUGAUGAAGGCAAUCAGGACUCUGAACUGGUUGAUUGGAUCAUCAGAUUACUUGGGUGUCUUAGUGGUUGCAUAGUUGGUUAUGUUAUUGGGAAACAGUACAUCACUGACAAGUACAAUGAAUGGUUCAUGGAGACCUUUGGAAGACAUAGGCCCAAGAGAAGAGUGCAGAAAGCUUCAAGACAAAGGAGAUGA